Molecule: messenger RNA, 285 nt
Organism: Triticum aestivum (bread wheat)
Lineage: Eukaryota; Viridiplantae; Streptophyta; Magnoliopsida; Poales; Poaceae
Exons: 3
Coding region: 1-285 (94 amino acids)
Source: RefSeq, a predicted model, not a curated record
AUGGCCCGUUACGGCCCUGCAACGACAUUCACUAGGCCCGUUAGGAAGUGGCGUAAGGAGUGGGUCCCCAUCGCCGCCGCCACGGCCACGGCAACCUCCGCUGCUGCCUCCUCCACCGGGACCGUUUCUGUAGUCCAAGGUCAAAGACAAGAAUCUGCCAAAUCUGAUAAUGAGAACAAGGCCAAUGAUGGAGAACCUUCAUCUGCUGAAACCGAGCAAUCUAAUGGAAAGGCCAAUAUUGGUGAUACACUUAUGGAUGAAUCUCAGCUAGAUAAGAUCAUGUGA